AUGGGUACAGAGAAAUUUGUCAACUUUACCCAGAUCAUAAUGAGGCAAGACUAUCUUAGCAGUGAGGGCAUCCGGAUAUGGGACCAGAGUGGGGAAAUCGCAGGUUUAAGUUUAUCUAUUCAUGGGGCUGAAAAGCGCUUGCAAAUCCAUCAACGGCGAAGUGUGGCAAGCCGCCCAGGGUCACGGCGUCGCCUGCCUGUGGUCAGGCAUUCCUCACUCCCUCCAGGCAGAAGGUCAAUAAAAAUGGAGGCCAGCUCUUCUGGAAUCGCUAAUGGAAAAAACAAAGUUUUCCACGCAGAAGGUGGAGUGGAUUUACAAGGCCACCAGCUGGAUAUGCAAAUCCUGCCCGACUGCCCAAAGAGUGACGUGGACUUUUCAGAGAUUCUUAAUGCAAUACAAGAAAUGGCCAAGGAUGUCAAUAUUCUUUUUGAUGAAUUAGAGGCUGUCAACAGCCCUUGCAAAGAUGACGAUUCCCUCCUUCACCCCGGAAACCUGACCAGUACUUCAGAGGACGCCAGCAGACUGGAGGCAGGGGGAGAGACCGUGCGAGAACGAAGCAAAGCCAACGGACUUUACUUUAGAGACGGCAAGUGUCGAAUUGACUACAUUCUUGUGUACAGAAAAUCCAACCCUCAGACUGAAAAAAGAGAAGUAUUUGAGAGAAAUAUUAGAGCAGAAGGAUUGCAGAUGGAGAAAGAGUCCUCUCUAAUAAAUAGUGACAUUAUCUUUGUGAAGUUGCAUGCCCCAUGGGAAGUCCUUGGAAGAUAUGCAGAGCAAAUGAACGUAAGGAUGCCUUUCAGGAGAAAAAUCUAUUACCUGCCCCGCCGGUACAAGUUCAUGAGCAGGAUCGAUAAACAAAUAAGCAGGUUUCGGAGAUGGUUACCUAAGAAGCCAAUGAGGCUGGACAAGGAGACACUGCCAGACCUGGAGGAGAAUGACUGCUACACUGCCCCUUUCAGCCAGCAAAGGAUCCAUCACUUCAUCAUACACAACAAAGACACUUUCUUCAACAAUGCCACAAGAAGCAGAAUCGUGCAUCAUAUUUUACAGAGAAUAAAGUAUGAAGAGGGAAAAAACAAAAUCGGUCUGAACCGCUUGCUUACCAAUGGCUCCUAUGAAGCUGCCUUUCCCCUGCAUGAGGGAAGUUACAGAAGUAAAAACUCCAUUAAAACCCAUGGAGCAGUGAACCACCGACAUCUCCUCUAUGAGUGCUGGGCUUCCUGGGGCGUGUGGUAUAAAUACCAGCCUUUGGAUCUUGUAAGGCGGUAUUUUGGAGAGAAGAUUGGACUGUAUUUUGCCUGGCUGGGAUGGUACACAGGCAUGCUCUUCCCCGCGGCCUUCAUUGGGUUGUUUGUCUUCUUGUAUGGCGUCACCACUCUGGAUCACUGCCAAGUCAGUAAAGAAGUCUGCCAAGCGACAGAUAUCAUCAUGUGUCCUGUAUGCGACAAAUACUGUCCAUUCAUGAGGCUAUCAGACAGCUGUGUUUAUGCCAAGGUGACCCACCUUUUUGACAAUGGAGCUACUGUGUUCUUUGCCGUGUUCAUGGCCGUCUGGGCCACCGUUUUCCUGGAAUUUUGGAAAAGACGCCGAGCAGUGAUUGCUUACGACUGGGAUCUGAUAGACUGGGAGGAGGAGGAGGAAGAAAUACGCCCCCAGUUUGAAGCGAAGUAUUCCAAGAAAGAGCGGAUGAAUCCCAUUUCGGGCAAGCCAGAACCUUAUCAAGCAUUUACUGACAAAUGCAGCAGACUUAUCGUUUCUGCAUCAGGAAUAUUCUUCAUGAUCUGCGUGGUGAUCGCUGCCGUGUUCGGGAUCGUCAUUUACCGGGUGGUGACUGUCAGCACUUUCGCUGCCUUUAAGUGGGCGUUAAUCAGGAAUAACUCUCAGGUUGCAACCACAGGGACGGCAGUAUGCAUCAACUUUUGUAUCAUUAUGCUACUGAACGUGCUCUAUGAAAAAGUCGCCCUCCUUCUGACCAACCUAGAACAGCCUCGCACAGAGUCCGAGUGGGAGAACAGCUUUACCCUGAAAAUGUUUCUUUUUCAGUUUGUCAAUCUGAACAGCUCCACGUUUUACAUCGCAUUCUUCCUUGGAAGAUUUACAGGACACCCAGGUGCCUACUUGAGACUGAUAAACAGGUGGAGGCUAGAAGAGUGCCACCCCAGCGGAUGCCUUAUUGAUCUCUGUAUGCAAAUGGGUAUUAUAAUGGUGCUAAAGCAGACCUGGAAUAAUUUCAUGGAACUUGGCUACCCGUUAAUUCAGAAUUGGUGGACUAGAAGAAAAGUUCGACAAGAACAUGGGACUGAAAGGAAAAUAAAUUUCCCACAAUGGGAAAAGGAUUACAAUCUUCAGCCAAUGAAUGCCUAUGGACUCUUCGAUGAAUACCUGGAAAUGAUCCUUCAGUUCGGAUUCACAACCAUCUUUGUAGCAGCUUUUCCUCUUGCACCACUUCUGGCCUUACUGAAUAACAUCAUCGAAAUCCGACUUGAUGCUUACAAGUUUGUUACGCAGUGGAGAAGGCCUUUGGCUUCCAGGGCCAAAGACAUAGGAAUUUGGUAUGGAAUUCUCGAAGGCAUCGGAAUUCUCUCUGUUAUUACGAAUGCAUUUGUCAUAGCAAUAACAUCUGACUUUAUCCCUCGCUUGGUGUAUGCUUAUAAAUAUGGACCUUGUGCGGGCCAAGGAGAAGCCGGGCAAAAGUGCAUGGUUGGCUAUGUGAAUGCCAGCUUGUCUGUGUUCCGAAUUUCUGACUUUGAAAACCGGUCUGAGCCAGAGUCUGAUGGCAGUGAGUUCUCAGGAACUCCUCUGAAGUACUGCAGAUAUCGGGACUACCGGGACCCUCCUCAUUCACUGGCACCCUAUGGCUACACACUGCAGUUCUGGCAUGUCCUAGCAGCCCGGCUGGCUUUUAUCAUUGUGUUUGAGCACCUCGUGUUUUGUAUAAAGCACCUCAUUUCCUAUCUGAUACCGGACCUCCCGAAAGAUCUAAGGGACCGAAUGAGGAGAGAGAAGUACCUGAUCCAGGAGAUGAUGUAUGAGGCUGAGCUGGAGCGCCUCCAGAAAGAACGGAAAGAGAGGAAGAAGAAUGGAAAAGCACACCACAACGAGUGGCCAUGA
Messenger RNA from Peromyscus eremicus (cactus mouse), 3111 nucleotides. RefSeq names its product anoctamin 4 (gene Ano4). Bases 1 to 3111 code for a protein of 1036 amino acids. Gene Ontology annotation, molecular function: chloride channel activity; protein dimerization activity. The transcript is spliced from 27 exons. Gene Ontology annotation, cellular component: plasma membrane. The record is from RefSeq and is a predicted model, not a curated record. NCBI's taxonomy places the organism in Eukaryota, Metazoa, Chordata, Mammalia, Rodentia, Cricetidae. Gene Ontology annotation, biological process: chloride transmembrane transport.